GUCCAGACAGGCGGAGGGUACAGACUUAGACUGUAGCUGGCCGCGGCGGAAGAUGGCGGAGCUGCGCGCGCUCGUGGCUGUCAAGAGGGUCAUCGACUUCGCGGUGAAGAUCCGGGUGAAACCCGACAAGACAGGGGUGGUCACUGAUGGGGUGAAGCACUCCAUGAACCCCUUCUGUGAGAUUGCUGUGGAGGAGGCUGUGAGGCUCAAGGAGAAGAAGCUGGUGAAGGAGGUCAUCGCCGUCAGCUGCGGCCCCGUGCAGUGCCAGGAGACCAUCCGCACGGCCCUGGCUAUGGGUGCGGAUCGAGGCAUCCACGUGGAGGUACCAGCUGCAGAGGCCGAGCGUGUGGGUCCCCUGCAGGUGGCUCGGGUCCUGGCCAAGCUGGCUGAGAAGGAGAAAGUGGACCUGGUGCUGCUGGGCAAGCAGGCCAUCGAUGAUGACUGUAACCAGACGGGUCAGAUGACAGCUGGACUUCUGGACUGGCCACAGGGCACGUUCGCCUCCCAGGUGACACUGGAGGGGGACAAGCUGAAAGUGGAGCGGGAGAUUGAUGGGGGCUUGGAGACCCUCCGCCUGAAGCUGCCAGCCGUAGUGACCGCAGACCUGAGGCUCAAUGAGCCCCGCUACGCCACCUUGCCCAACAUCAUGAAAGCCAAGAAGAAGAAGAUUGAGGUGAUCAAGGCCAGCGACCUGGGCGUGGACAUGAGCUCCAGGCUCACCGUGGUCAGCAUGGAGGACCCACCGCAGCGCGUGGCUGGUGUCAAGGUGGAGACCACUGAGGACCUGGUGGCCAAGCUGAAGGAAGUAGGGCGGAUUUGAGUGCCCUCCAUGAAACGCAGCAAUAAAGCUCUGACUCUUAAGGUCUGUGUGCACUGCCGCAUU
This is a messenger RNA of Octodon degus (degu), 883 nucleotides long. RefSeq names its product electron transfer flavoprotein beta subunit (gene Etfb). The transcript is spliced from 6 exons. NCBI's taxonomy places the organism in Eukaryota, Metazoa, Chordata, Mammalia, Rodentia, Octodontidae. Gene Ontology annotation, molecular function: electron transfer activity. Bases 53 to 820 code for a protein of 255 amino acids. The record is from RefSeq and is a predicted model, not a curated record. Gene Ontology annotation, cellular component: cytosol.